AUCUAAUUUUCCUCCUCUUUUCGCGCAGCGAUCACGUUGUCUUCGAUUUCGCGAGGGAUUUCUUUCCUCUCCUGAAGCAGCGUUUCGCCGUCUUUUAUCAUCCUCAACCCACCUAUCUGAAAACCCUUUCUCCAGGUUAGAGGUUGGGAAUUUACCCAGUUUUUAUCUUAUUCUCGGUUUCUGUUAGGGUUUUGUUUCUAUUCAGUUGUCUGUUGACGUAUUUUCCGUGACGACGGGAAUUCUAGGUUGAAUUUUUAUAUGGAAUAAGAUAUUUGCAGAAUCCGCUUUACAUUUGUACUUGCGCCUUCUGUGUUUCGAUUUUGUAAUUUUGUUCAAAGGGUCAGUCAAAUCUUGAGCUGGAAUUUGACUUCUGAAGCUUGAAGGCAGUUGUCGAGUGUGUUUUCGGUUCCGUCUCGAGCUUGUUGUUGCUGUGUAAUUAUGGCGGCUGGGCGUCAUGGGGGUUACCGUGAAAACGAGUUCAGGGACCGGGAGACCAAUUUUCAUGUGUCGAGGAGGUCGUUUGGUAGCGCCAGGCAAGAGUUUGAAAGAGUUAAGAUCAUCAAUGAUGAUCGUGGUGUUCGUCGGAGUCUAGCGCGGGAUGUCAGAGACAAGGUCAGGGUUAGGCACCAGGAUAUGAAGGAGAACGCGAUUGUUAAUGGUCAUUAUCAUUCUUUUUCUAGCAAGAGCUAUUCGGGUAACAGUGAUGGUGGUAUUAGUGGCAGUGAUCAUGGCCCGAAGCAAAAUAGGGUUUCUCGUACCAUUGACAGGGAGACAGGUGAGUUAUCCAGUGAGAGUGGAUCUGAUGAUGCUAUUGAAUCUGGCUUGGGGGUCAAAGGUAGCAAGGACUCAAAGGUGGGAGAAAAUGGGAAUCUAUCUCCUAUGGAGAGGAAGAGAAAAAUUUCGCCUAUAGUUUGGGACAGGGACAACAGCAAGUUGAGUAUUCCAUCCCGAAAUAAGAUUAUCACAACAGUGAUGGGUCUUCCACGGCCUCAAAAGUUGAGUCGUCAGUCACCUAAUAUUAUCUCAGACAGCAAUGUUAAUACAUCUUCAGUUAGGAAUAGUGAUAACGAGAAUUUGCCAUCUUCCGAGUUUCAUUCUCCUUUAGUCUCCGAAUCAUUAGCAUCUCCUGUUUUUGGAAAGCGUCUACACCAGAAUGUAGAAGUAGAAUUGUUAGAUAAUGAAGAUAAUGGCCCUACAAGGAAUAUCUCAUUUUCACGGUGGGCAGGUGGAAAUACCUCUCCAUCUGAUGAAGGUGAGGUUUUAGAUGAUAAAGAAACACUAAGACAAAAGAAGAUACCAAUUACUGCAAUUCGGGAAACUAAGUUACAUCUCAAAACCCCUAGUGACUCAUUUUCUGAAGAUGGGGACCUCAAGAGCAAUGGUUUCAAGUCAAACGAAACGAGAGUGAGGUCAUCUGAAUCUAAUGAACAAGGUGCCCACUGUAGAUUUUUGAGUGGGGAUGAGAAUUCCGGUGGUGAUGUGGAAAGGGAUGACUUUAUGGAGGUUGAUGAGAGGCAUGAUAUUAGUUAUGCUAGUUUUAGUCCAUCAGAUACUGACUCUGAUGAUAAUAACGUCUGUGCCACGCAGGAGCCUCCUUCACCCAUUCAACGAAGUGUAAACAUGCUUCAGGGAUGUAGAAGUGUUGAUGAAUUUGAGAGACUAAACAAGAUUGACGAAGGCACCUAUGGUGUUGUGUAUAGAGCCAGGGACAAGAAGACUGGGGACAUUGUGGCCUUGAAGAAGGUAAAAAUGGAGAAGGAGCGGGAAGGGUUUCCGCUGACUGCUUUGAGAGAAAUAAAUAUUCUUCUUUCAUUCCACCACCCAUCAAUCAUUGACGUGAAGGAAGUUGUAGUGGGGAAUAGCCUCGAUAGCAUUUUUAUGGCAAUGGAAUACAUGGAGCAUGAUCUUAAAGGACUUAUGGAGACCAUGAAACAUCCGUUUAGUCAGAGUGAAGUAAAAUGCCUAAUGAUUCAGCUAUUGGAGGGUGUUAGGUAUCUCCAUAGUAAUUGGGUGCUUCAUAGAGAUUUGAAGACAUCUAAUUUGCUUUUGAACAACCAGGGUGAAAUGAAGAUCUGUGACUUUGGAUUGGCUCGUCAAUAUGGAAGUCCUUUGAAGCCGUAUACACAUUUAGUUGUUACACUUUGGUACAGGGCACCUGAACUUCUGUUGGGAGCAAGACAGUAUUCUACCGCAAUUGAUAUGUGGUCCUUAGGUUGUAUAAUGGCUGAACUUCUAUCAAAGGAACCUCUUUUUAAUGGGAAAACUGAAGUUGACCAACUUGAUAAGAUUUUUAGAACUCUAGGCACUCCGAAUGAGACUAUUUGGUCUGGAUUCUCCAAGCUUCCUGGUGCUAGAGUCAACUUUGUUAAGCAUCAGUUCAAUCUGCUUCGGAAGAAAUUCCCUGCCACAUCAUUUACUGGCUCUCCAGUUCUAUCUGACUCUGGGUUCGAUCUGUUGAACAAACUUCUAGCAUAUGAUCCUGAAAAGAGAAUAUCAGCUGAAGAAGCUCUUGAUCAUGAGUGGUUCCGUGAAGUGCCUCUCCCAAAGUCUAAGGAGUUCAUGCCUACGUUCCCUGCUCAGCAUGCUCAAGACAGGAGAAUGCGAAGAAUUUUAAGGAGUCCAGAUCCCCUUGAAGAGCAACGUAUAAAGGAAUUGCGGCAGCAGGAGUUGGGAACUACUGGUCUCUUUGGAACCUGCAAAAUGCUUGCCGAGAUUGGAGCAAUAGCUGUUUGUUAAGAUAAGUACCUUGAGCUUUACUAUAAAUAAAACUAUGCAUUGAGUAUUGUUGGUAAUGAGGUGUAUUCUUUAUCCUUGUUAUUGACUCUGGUAGACAGUUCUGUGGUAAAACUGGCUCUUUUUCCAACCAGUAUAUGUGUGGGGGAAUUUUUUGAUACCUGUUCUUUUCGUAUUAUCUUUAUUUCUGUUGUGCUUCCCUUCAUGAAUUUUUUGUCUUGUAAGUAAAGUCUUACCCGCCAGGGAUGAACCUUGCAUUCCCCACAAGGAGUUGAUGUGAGCAAUUGGUUUUAACAAUUUGCUUAGUCCCUUUGAUUCUGUGGGAAAAAGAUCUUAAGCCUUUUCUUCCGAGUUCAAGUAUUACGAACCAUAGAUCUUUGAGAUGGUAAUUGGUGCCUGAUGUAUUGAACUUCUUUUUCUUUCUUCCAAUCCUGAUCUUGAAGUCUCACUGCAAUAACAAAGCAAGCAAGUUGAGUCUAGAGGAUAUAAACUGUGAACUCUAGAUUUCUUAAAAUAAUUGCUUAUCCAUCAUGUAAAAUGCAGAUUUUCAAUUGUCGAUCAUGUUACCUUGGGCAAUUCUGUAUUUCAGUCCUUUGAUGGGUUGGAAGAAGAAAGGCAAGAUUUGGAAGGAACUUCAACUGUUCUUACAUUAUUUUGGGAAGCAUGUUGUUAUGCCUGUCUCACACCUGAUCCAUCCCUCAAUCAUCAUUUCACAGGU
This is a messenger RNA of Cucurbita maxima (winter squash), 3451 nucleotides long. RefSeq names its product cyclin-dependent kinase G-2-like. The coding region runs from base 439 to 2736 and encodes 765 amino acids. The transcript has 9 exons. Gene Ontology annotation, molecular function: ATP binding; cyclin-dependent protein serine/threonine kinase activity. NCBI's taxonomy places the organism in Eukaryota, Viridiplantae, Streptophyta, Magnoliopsida, Cucurbitales, Cucurbitaceae. The record is from RefSeq and is a predicted model, not a curated record. Gene Ontology annotation, biological process: regulation of mitotic cell cycle; protein phosphorylation. Gene Ontology annotation, cellular component: nucleus.